CUCUAUCCGGAAAGCAAAAUGGCUCUCUGGAUGUAGGCGGGAGUUGGAGGCUGGUGAAACCCAAGCAGCGUCAGAGGCAGGAUGACUGAAGAUCAGCUGCUGAGAAUUGCAAGUGAGGAGAACUCUGCUCUGGUGAACCAGUCCUGCUUUCAAGCUUUGCAUGGACAUCUGGUUGGCUGCUGUGAGAACAGGAUGUUGGGACUUCUUUGGCAGUCACUGGUAGCUGAGUAAGAUUGUCUUCCAUGAACACAGUCUUAACAGUGAGUCCGUAAGUGACUGUGGAGACCAAUUUUGGAUCCACACGUCUUUCCACAGUGGGGACAUAGGUUUCCGGGCGGGGGUUGAUCAUGGUGAGGGUUUGCCAAGCGUGCCUUCCUCUUAGCACAUUUCUCCCUUUUGUCCUGAGUUCGAGUAACUUCAAAGCCCAUGGCACCUUUGGUAAACGCUCUUCUCCAAUUGCAGCGCUCGCAGGCCAGUGUUUCCCAGUUGUUGGUGUUUAUACCGGUACUACAUAUUUUUAGAUUUGCCUUGAGAGAAUCUUUAAACCUCUUCUGUUGACCAUCAGCAUUACUCUUUCCAUUUUUAAGUUCCCUUCCAAUGCUACAGUUUUAUGACUAGAUAGAUCUUUGACCUGAUCCAGCAGGUUAUUUUUAUGUUCUUAUGUUCAUUAUUGUUUAUUAUUAUUAUUAUUAUUAUUAUUAUUUGCAUUACUUUCACCUGCUUGCAUUACCAGUUCUGGUGUGAUGUUGUGGCUAAGCGCUGGACUCAAAACUGACAUCCAGUUCCCCCUUCACCUCUGAAGCUCACCAGCCUACCUGGGGAGGAAGAAGCGCUUGGAUAUCCCAUCGGCGGCCAAGGGUAACUCCUAAGCGCCGUUGUGGAGAUAGCUCUGCCCUAUAUCCCUCUGAACUUGCCCUGUCAUACCGCAGUAGCUGGGCGCACUAAUCCGAUAGGCUGGAUUCCUCUCCUGCAUUAGCUCUCAGGGGCGGAAGGGCUGCUCUGAGUUCUGAUUCCAUCUACUACCCUUCCCAAUUGCAAGAGCCCCAGUUCCCAAAUGGCGGAAGGGAGGGAGGGGGAGUCGCCGGCCCCGGAUCUCCGGUUCCAAGCAGCGCUGGAGCAGGAAGUGAAAGUGGAGAGGAAGGACCCAGCGGGUCCCAAGUCUGAGAUGGGAUCCAAGGGACCGAGGAAGAAACCCCACACUGCUGCUCAGGCGGGAGCUGCGGGGUGCGAGGGCCUGCAGCAGGUCUGGGAGGCCCAGUGGCAGGCCUUCCUCAAGGCAAUGGAAUUACCCCACUCUGAGGCGGGGAGCUCACAGCUGGCAGAAAUGGCUCCCUGGGGGGACCUGAAGACUUCCCUAGCCCCUUUUGAGGCCAUCACUGCAGCCAGCCAGCCACCAAAAGAAGGGUACCGCCUUCCGAUCCUCAACGGGGUGAGCCACCAGAUCAGUGUCAAACUCGAUCCAAGAGAACAGGGCCCCUACACCAAAGUGAAGGAGGAGGAGGAGGAGGCCCUCAGCACAGAGGGGCACCGGCAACGCUUUAGGCAGUCCCACUGCCGCCAGGCUGAGAGUCCCCGCCAGGCCUGCAGCCGACUCUGGGAGCUUUGCCGCCAGUGGUUGAAACCGGAGAGACGUACCAAAGAGGAGAUCCUGGACUUGCUGGUCUUGGAGCAGUUCCUGGAUGUCCUGCCUCAAGGGAUCCAGAGUCGGGUGAAGGAUCAGGCUCCCGAAACCUGUGCCCAUGCGGUGGCCCUGGUGGAGAAUUUCUUGCCGGCUCAGGGAGAGGCAGGGAGUUGGGAAGAGCAGGGCCCGGGUCUCUUUCAGAAGGUGGUUGUGAAUGUCCCGGAUGAGGCAACUACUUUGGGAGAUGCAGGCAGGCAUAUCUGGAAUGUGGUGAAACAUGAGUGUGGAGGAAAUGCUGGCUCAGGCGGUAAGCAGUAUGCGAUGCAGAAAGAGGAUCACAGGCAAGAAAGCUCUGAGCAAGAACCACAUGGGAUGCUGGAGGAGAGAGAGGGAGCCAACGGACUCAAGGACUGCAAGCGGGCGGGAUCGAAUGAGGGUCUGUGUGGGCUGUGGAGGCAACAACAGGCAAGCUGUCCGAGGCAGAGGAUGGAUCAGCUCAUUCCUAGCGUGGGCCUUUACCAAGGACUGAGCGGACUUCUUACCGGGGAGAGGCCUGUGACCCUGACCGGAUACAGACGGACUUCUAACUCCAAGGCAAGCGAGAGGACCGAGGCAGAAGAGAAACCCUUCAAAUGCGUGGAGUGCGGGAAGGCCUUCCGCACAAAGGACAAGCUCAUCCGACAUCACAAGACCCACACGGGGGAGAAGCCGUACGGUUGCUUGGACUGCGGCAAAUCCUUCAGCACUAAGUACGGGCUUUUCCGGCACUACCGGAUUCACCGGGGAGAGAAGCCGUACGGAUGCUCGUACUGCGGCAAGUUCUUCCGGAUGAACUACGACCUCAUCCGCCACCACCGGGUCCACACGGGGGAGAAGCCCUUUGAGUGCUCGGACUGCGGGAAGUCCUUCGGCAUGAACUCCGACCUUGUCAGACACCAGAGGAUCCACACGGGGGAGAAGCCCUUCCAGUGCUCGGACUGCGGGAAAACCUUCAACGUCAAGGGCAGCCUCGUCGCCCACGUCCGGAUACACAAGGGCCUGAAGCCGUACAGGUGCAGCGAGUGCGGGAAAUGCUUCAACCAGAGUUCGAAACUGAAGGCCCACGUGAGAAUCCACGUGCGGUAGAAACAUGGAACAAACGCCCCGGACUCUGGUAGUCCUGGACCUUUAGCAGUCGCUCGGGUCUCUGCACGAUCGUCUCCUCCUGUGCGGAUUUUCCCGGGUGCGGAUGGAGGUUUUACUCUGAGCCCCUCUAGGAAGUGAAGUGGUGCAGUGCUGGGAUUCAGACCAUGGCAACUGGGAAGUGCUCUGCCUCAAGAAGCCUACUAAGCCACUUUGCCAGCUCACUUGUCUAGAUGGUCCUAUUUCCAAGGGUUGGUGCCAGUGGAGACUAGUCCGCCAGGGCGAAUGGGGCACUGUCCCACCAACCGCAAUCUAUCCUUUCUCACGAGAACAUAGAGUCAGGAGCGAGCCAGCAGUAAAUCACACUGUGCAAGUUGCCAUUAACUCUUUAAUAGCAAAAACAUGAUCUGCACCAACAUGGUAGAGUGUCAGGCCUAAUGAGCACAGCAACUCCUCCCUGGUAGGUGUUGCUCCCAUGAAGCAGUUGUCGAGACUGAAGGUUCCUGCCUCCCCAUAGCUGCCUAAGUCCCCUCCUCUCCAGGGUUUCCCCCAAGCAAUUGAAGACUGAGUCUGUGCAUCACCACUCUCUCCUCCGCCCUUUUUGUGCCUCUUUUGGUUCUGGGAAACUAGGGGAAAAGGGAGCUCGUUACAGCAGGAGGGGGAGAAACCCGUGACACUUCCCCAGCCUGACCCUUCUCUGCCUCUUGGCUUCCCUCAUCCCACCCUCCUGCUUCGGCUUCUGCCCGAUUCUGGACUGCUCUCUGCCUCUGCCUCACCCAGCUCACUAAGCCCUGUUGCUUCCUCAGCUUCUGACACCUCCUCUUCCCAGUCUUCUCCCUCUGACCGCUCAUUGUUGUCCCACCACCACUCCCCAGGCUCUGGGUCUUCUUCCCACCACUGGAGCAUCCUGUUUCCCAAGCGGAUGCCACCGGGAAGCCCAUCAGCCCUCCUCCAAUUGUUGAUUCCCAGCAACUAGUGUCAACCAGAGGCAUGUGGCUUCUGAUGCUGGAGGUGGCAUGCAGUUAUCAUGACCCCCGGGAAAUGAAUUCAUGUCUCUAAGAACAAGUACCCCUAAGUGCACCCCGAACAGCAUACGCCCUGAAGUAGCAUUGAUUGGGGAAAUCCUAUGGCACAGGAACCAUCACUUACUAAGGCCAGGGGAGCGAGGAAGGGGGGGCGGUAUGCUAAUAGGUGGCCCUUCAGCUGCUAAGAACAUAAGAAGAGCCUACUGGAUGAGGCCAGUAGCCAAUCUUAGUCCAGCACCCUGUUCUCUCAGUGGCCACCAAGAUGCUUGUGGGAAACCUGCAAGCAGGACAAGAGCCGUCUGAUGGCCUAGUCAAUUUGUCCGAUCUUUUAGAGCCAUCCAUUUUGUUGUCCAUCACUGCCUCCUGCGGGAGCAAAUGUCAUAGUUCCACUAUGGUGGUAUUCGACUACUGAAGUUAAUGGAACUAACUUAGUCAUAUUUAUUCAUUUUAAUAGGUCUGCUCUGAGGGAAAGUGAAUGCCAACCAUGUAUUUUUAACUUCUGAUUUAAUAAAUACAUAAAUAUUUGGGUGUGGUGGGUUGGUGGUUUUUUUUAUGUCAACUUGUUUUUGACUUCUGACUUUGGCUGCUAAUUGCAUCUUAUGUUCCAUGUAAAUCACUUAGAGGUUUGAACAAUUAAGUGACGUCAUUUUUAAAAUAAAGAAACAAAUACACUGUU
Molecule: messenger RNA, 4444 nt
Organism: Zootoca vivipara (common lizard)
Lineage: Eukaryota; Metazoa; Chordata; Lepidosauria; Squamata; Lacertidae
Source: RefSeq, a predicted model, not a curated record